Messenger RNA from Danio aesculapii, 3733 nucleotides. RefSeq names its product PAX interacting (with transcription-activation domain) protein 1 (gene paxip1). Lineage: Eukaryota; Metazoa; Chordata; Actinopteri; Cypriniformes; Danionidae. The record is from RefSeq and is a predicted model, not a curated record. Gene Ontology annotation, biological process: positive regulation of transcription initiation by RNA polymerase II. Gene Ontology annotation, cellular component: nucleus. Bases 93 to 3443 code for a protein of 1116 amino acids. The transcript has 21 exons.
CUACCCUUUUCCUAUGAGGCCGGUUGUACGCUAAUCUGUCAGUCUCAUAAUGCUUACUUUCCGUUUUAAAAUUGUUUAAAGAAGCCAAAACAAUGUCGGAAGACGAUUUAAAAGUACCGGAAGAGCUUUUCAAGGACGUGAAGUUCUAUGUGGUUGGAGACAUUGACCAGAAGGUUGUACAACUCUUGAAAGCUGGGAAAGGAAAAGAAGUGUCUUACAAUGCACUCGCCACCCACAUUAUAGCAGAAGAUGGGGACAAUCCAGAGGUCGGGGAGUCCAGAGAAGUCUUUGACUUGCCUGUUGUCAAGCCGAGCUGGGUGAUCCUGUCUGUCAAAUGUGGUGAUUUGCUCCCAGUUACAGGAUUUUCUCCAGAAUCAGGACAAGUGUUCUUUGGUGUUAUAGCUUGUCUGCCAAAUCUGGCAGAGGAUCUCAACACACUUUGGGCCUUUAUUACAUUCUAUGGAGGUGACUGUCAGCUCCAUUUCAACAAAAAGUGUACACAUCUGGUUGUGCCUGAACCGAAGGGGGCCAAGUAUGAGUGUGCUUUGCGGCAUAAUAACAUAAAGAUAGUAACUCCAGAAUGGAUUUUGGACUCUGUAAAAGAAAAGAACAGGAAAGAUGAGACCCUAUAUCACCCACGACUCACAUUAUAUGAUGCACCGGAAGAGGAAGGCAGUGAGUAUGAAAACGAGAGAAGCUCACGAUCUGAAGGCAGCUACAGUGACAGGCGCUCGCCUCACAGCCGGCGCUCUAGCCCUACAUCAUCCCGCGACGCAUCUCCAGCAGGCAGGCGUUCACCCUCAACUAAACAUGAACGCAAAUCAGAGUUGAUGUUCGAUGACUCGGAUGACUCAUCCCCAGAGAAGGAGGACCGCAAUCUCAAUUGGACCCCAGCUGAGGUGCUGCCUCCUGGUCCGGCUAAACGUCGACUUCAACCUGGCAAAGAAACCGGUUUGAUCAAUCUGUGUGCCAAUGUACCACCUGUACCAGGAAGUUUUGGGCCACCUGAUGCACGAAUAGUUGGUGCAGGUGCAGGUGGAGGUGUGUCUUUGGGGGUGGAGAGAUUAGAAGUCAUGAGUGGAUGGAAUUCAGCCGCCAGGACGCUGAGGAACAUCACUAACAACACGGAUACCCAACAGGCCUCUCGACCCUCUAAUGUGGCACAUAUCAUCCAGAGUUUUUCAGCAUCCUCUAAAGGUGUAGCGGAUCAUAUGGGAAAUCAGGGCCAGUCUGGUGUUCCCAACCAGCUUCUGUUUAAGACCCAGCAACAGCUCCCUCCUGAAGCACAGCAGCAAUUAAUGCAACAACAGCAGCAACAGUCACAUCAGCUACAACAGCAGCAGCAUCAGAUGGCACAACAACAUCCCAUGAUGCUGCCACAAGUCAUGCAGAUGCACCACCAUCAACAACAGCAGCAGCAGCCACCGCAGCAGCAACAGCAACAACAACAGCAGCAGCAGAACCAACAAGGAUUUCCUCAAAUGGCUCCACAAUCACAUCAGUUCUUACAGCAACAGAUGCAUCAGCAGAUGUAUUCCCAACAUCAACAGCAGCAACAACAGCAGCAGCAGCAGCAGCAACAACAUGCAUUCCCACAGCAAAUGCGACCGCAACAGCUUCCGAGGCUGCCCUUGCAGCAUCAGCAGCAACACGCGCUGCAACAGCAAUUACAGUUACAGCAGCAGCACAGACUCCAGUUGCAGUUACAGCAGCAGCAACAACAGCAGCAACAGCAGCAGCAGCAGCAACAACAACAGCAGCAGCAGCAGCAACAACAACAGCAGCAGCAAAACCAGCAGCAGAUGCACCAGCAGCAUUUGCAGCAGCAACAGCAUUUCCUACAACAACAACUCCAACAGCAGCACAUGCAACAGCUGCAACAACAGCAGCAAAUGCAGCAGCAACAGCAACAACAUCUGCAGAACCAGCAGCCUCUGCAACAUCAGAACCAGCAGGUUAAUUCACAUCAGACACAGACUAUGCUUCAACCCCCAAUCACAUCUGCGCAGCUCUUUGGACACGAGCCUGGCCAUGAGAUACCUGAAGAGGGAUUCCUGGUUGGCUGUAUUUUUGCCAUUGCUGACUAUCCAGAACAAAUGGCAGAUAAACAGUUACUGGCCACAUGGAAAAGGAUAAUUCAGCUAAAUGGAGGGACUGUGGACUCUGCUCUCAACCGCUGCACUCAUUUACUUUGUGAGAGUCAAGUCAGCAACACCUAUCUCCAGGCUCUGAGGGAGGGAAAGCGUUGUGUGACGGCUCACUGGCUCAACACUGUCCUCAAGAAGAAGAAGAUGGUGCCCCCUCACAGGACCCUUCAUCUUCCCUUCAGCUUUCCUCCAGGGGCCAAACCGUGUGCACAGCAUAUUAUUUCUGUGACUGGAUUCGUGGACAGUGACCGUGAUGAUUUGAAGCUCAUGGCGUAUCUAGCAGGAGCACGAUACACAGGUUAUCUGUGUCGAAGUAACACUGUCCUCAUCUGUAAAGAACAAAGCGGGCUGAAAUACGAAAAGGCAAAGGAGUGGAGGAUCCCAUGUGUGAAUGCCCAGUGGCUGUGUGACAUCCUACUGGGAAACUUCGAAGCUCUCCGGCAAAUCCAGCACAGCAAAUACACUCAGUUUAAUUUGCCUGACCCACUGGCACCAAAUCAUCAUCUAGUGCACAACCUUCUGAGUGCUUGGCGUAUUCCUGUGAAGAUCUCACCGGAGGCAUUGGCGAGUUUACGUGUUCAGCUAAAACAGAAACAGGCUGACGUCAGUGUGCAGCCGCCUAGCAAGAGACCCAAGCUAGAGGAAUUGCCAACACCUACUAAAAAGCUUCCACCCGAUUCAACACCUUAUGUCCUUUUCACAGGCUUUGAACCUUUGCAGGCUCAGCAGUACAUAAAGAAAUUGUAUGAUCUUGGAGGGGAAGUGGCUGACAGCACUCAGAAGUGCACUCAUCUGGUUGCUAACAAAGUGACAAGAACGGUGAAGUUCCUCACUGCCAUAUCCGUAGUCAAGCACAUAGUCACUCCAGAAUGGCUGGAGGAAAGCUGGAAAAGCCAGAAAUUUGUGGAUGAGCAAAGCUACAUGCUGCGAGAUGCAGAGGCUGAGGUGCUGUUCUCUUUUAGCCUGGAGGAGUCACUAAAGAGAGCUCAUGCAGCUCCGCUUUUCAAGGGGAAGUAUUUCUAUAUAACUCCAGGAAUCUGUCCCAGCCUCAGCACAAUGAAACUUAUCGUGGAGAGUGCCGCAGGGAAAGUGCUCUCCAAACAGCCUUCCUACCGCAAGAUCAUGGAGCACAAGCAAAACAAGAAUUUACCGGAGAUCAUUCUAAUAACCUGUGAAAAUGACUCUCAUCUGUGCCGAGAGUAUUUCCUGAAGAACAUUGAAGUGUACACUGCUGAGCUCAUUUUGACAGGGGUGUUGACUCAGUCCUUGGAUUAUGAAUCAUAUAAAUUCACAUGAUGUCCUUGUCAGGACAGGAAUAUUUAAUGACUGCUGGUGCCCUGUUCUGGAUCAACGCUAAAGGUUGCUUAUUAUAUUUUAGUGUACAGUCAUGUUAUCUUUCAAUGUUUGUAUUUUAUUACUUGAUUAUUAAAUUUCUUACCAGUUUUGUAAACAAAGUAACAGUGAAUCUUAUUACAUUGCUGUUAUUUGUAAUGAUUGUUUAAAUGAAGGCAAAGCUAUGUUUUUACUGUGAUUUUAAAUGUUUGCCCCUUUUGGAAUAAAAUCUGAAUUUGAUUGCAAUUCUUAAA